AUGUACAAGUAUUCAGGUAUCUCCUCAAGGGCACCCGGAAUGCUUAGCAGAGCGACGUCUACAUUUCCUCGUCGAUUCGGCUCCACCUUCACGUCGCCUCUGCUUCCGAAAGGAGCUCUAGCUUACAUAAAUGGUAUCUCCUCAAGGGCACUCGGAAUGCUUAGCCGAGCGACGUCUAUAUUUCCUAGUCGAUUCGGCUCCACCUUCACGUCGCCUCUGCUUCCGAAAGGAGCUCUAGCUUACAUAAAUGGCCACUGGGUCGAGUCUCAGACAAGGAAUACUUUUGAUGUGACAAACCCUUAUAGCGGAGACGUAUUAUACAAAACCGUGAAUUGUGAUGUGCCUGAAGCAAAAAAGGUUAGUAGUGUUUACUCAGUGUUUAGACCAGCUGCUAAUAUAGCCUCCACUCUGCUAUCGCUAUUUCUCAGUUUCGUUUUAUUGUUUGAGUCUUUUGUGAUAUCUUGCGGGUUGAAGGCAUUUUCGGGCAAACGCAACGAAUAUCAACGUUAA
Molecule: messenger RNA, 510 nt
Organism: Strongylus vulgaris
Lineage: Eukaryota; Metazoa; Nematoda; Chromadorea; Rhabditida; Strongylidae
Source: the annotation of a GenBank genome assembly